This is a messenger RNA of Drosophila eugracilis, 1221 nucleotides long. Its product is annotated as putative gustatory receptor 98c. The transcript is spliced from 4 exons. Gene Ontology annotation, molecular function: sweet taste receptor activity. NCBI's taxonomy places the organism in Eukaryota, Metazoa, Arthropoda, Insecta, Diptera, Drosophilidae. The record is from RefSeq and is a predicted model, not a curated record. Gene Ontology annotation, biological process: sensory perception of taste. The coding region runs from base 1 to 1221 and encodes 406 amino acids. Gene Ontology annotation, cellular component: membrane; neuronal cell body; dendrite.
AUGGAACCCAAUAGAAGUCGUAUGCUGACCACAGCUCGUCCCUAUCUUCAGGUUCUUUCCAUAUUUGGACUCACACCUCCUCCUGUGUUUUUUACAAGGACAUUGCACAGGCGGCGCAGAGGAUACUUAAUACUAGGAUAUGGCUGCUUCCUGUUUCAAAUGCUCCUGAUGGUCAUUUAUGAGUGCUACGCUAACAUCGUGGUACUACACCAGGAAGUUAACCUGUUCCAAGCGGAGGACUUCAGUAAAGUUUUGGGGAGGACGCAGAAACUUCUUGUGGUGGUCAUGGCCACGUGCAACCAACUAAACAUUUUGCUAAAUGUCCGCCGUCUGGGAUGUAUCUACAAGGAUAUUGCGAAUCUGGAGCUAGAUAUAGAUAAAGCUUCUAUCGGUUUAAGUGGCCGAAGACACUGGUGGAGCCUGCGCCUCCGAUUGUCGUGUGCUGUGGGACUAUGGAUGGUGAUGAUUAUAGGCCUUAUGCCUCGGUUUACCAUUGGACGGAUAAGUUCGUUUCAUUGGGCAAAUCAAGUAAUGACGGAGAUCGUUUUGAUAAUGUUGCAACUGAAAGGACCAGAAUAUUGUCUUUUUGUGAUUUUAAUCUAUGAGCUGAUUCGUCGGGCACGCCAUAUCCUCGAGCAGAUUAAGGUUGAUCUGGAGGAUUGCAACUGUGGGGAGAAGAUUCAGGAGCUGUGUGCGGCCUUGAAGAGGAAUCAGCUUCUAGUGGGACAAAUCUGGAGGUUGGUGGGUGAGAUUGGUAUUUACUUCACCCUCUCUAUGACGUUGCUGUUCCUGUACAACGGGCUGACCAUUCUGAACAUUGUCAACUGGUCUAUUACAAAGUAUUUCAGCCCAGACGAUUACUAUCAAUACAGGCGACUUGGAUCCAGCCUUUUAUUAUCUUUCAAUCUUCUAUUGGCCUGUUUUUACAGUGAGUGCUGCAUAAGAGCUUAUCGUAGCAUCACAAUAAUCCUUCACCAAAUAGCUGCAUUACCCACAGCUGAGGAAUUUCCAAUGCUAAAAAUGGGUCUAAGGGAAUACUCCUUGCAAAUGCAGCAUCUGCAGCUAAAUUUCACCUGCGCUGGGUUCUUCGACAUCAAUCUCAAGAAUUUUGGAGGGAUGGUAGUAACUUUAUGCGGUUAUAUUAUUAUUUUGAUACAAUUUAAAAUACCGGGUUUUGCGCAACAAAAAUUUAGACAAAAUAUUAGCGAAAUUUCAGAUUAA